GGUUUGAGCUCCAUCGGAGGCGCCAUUGUUUCACAGGGACUGUAGUUCAAGUUGUGCUCUCCACACAUGGAAACUCAGUUAUGCGGAGAUAAUAAAAAGACUCCAAGCCCCAGUGACGGUCGCUGCUCUUUUUCCUCGUCGAGCAGGGGGAGUAGUCACAGCUGGACGGAUAAUAAGAUGCGCAUGAAUUUACAAUCUGGAAUAAAAGAUAAGAGAAAAUAAAUUGACCCCUCGGUAAGUCUGUGUGCGCCUGUGUGUGAAAGUGAAGUUUUCUAUUCGAGGAGAGGAUCAGACGGAACGCUUUUGUGUGUGACUUCAUUAAAAGUGAAGAGUAAUAAACUUCAGACUCCGCUGUCCUCAGUUGAUGGAGUUGCAAAGUUUCUUCAGUCCACUCACAAUGGAAAGAAAAGCCCCCUUCGCUGACUGUGAAGGCUUCCUGUGGUCGGAGUGGAUUACUGACCUCAGAAAGGAGAAGGCGCACCACUCCAGGAUAUGAAGUUUGUUGCAGUGAUUUUACUGCAGAAGUCUGCAGCUUGUUCGAAGAUUGGUUAUCCAUCACCUGACCAUCUAGAAAAACAUUGUUUGUUUUGUGAGCUGAGGUGGGCGGAUUGGCUAUCACCAUCUUAAUUUAUAACAAACAAUGUUGAUUUGUUUAAAACACACAGAUCUGACUCACUAAAACUGAUGAGGACCAAAUACCCCCCCUAUUAAGGGUGUAUCCACACAGUUCCCACUGUGCAUUUUUCAUCAAGCCUUCACUCAAACUUCACUAUUCAACAUUUCACGUCGCCAUUGGAAGAAACCCAAUGUCUGCCUCCUCUCCCCCAUCCUUACCUCGAGCCUUCCUCCACUCUCUCCAUCCACACCACCCAUUCUCGCCAAGCCCACCCGGACCGCUCUACACACGGCUGUCCAACGGCAGUCACAGUGUCCCCAGCCCCACAAACUCCCGCAGCUCCUUCCAUGGGGUUUCCUUCCUGCUGCAGAUAGGACUGACCAGAGAGACAGUCAACCUGGAAGCUAAUGACCUGUCGCUGUCCUCUGUGAAGGACCUGGUGUGCUCCAUAGUGGACCAGAAGUUUCCAGAGUGCGGAUUCUUCGGUAUGUACGACAAGAUCCUGCUGUUCCGCCAUGACUUAAGCGAUGAGAACAUCUUGCAGAGACUGACGUCAGCUGAAGACAUCCACGAAGGAGACCUUAUUGAAGUGGUGCUCUCUGCUCAAGCCACAGUUGAAGACUUCCAGAUCCGACCCCAUGCCCUUUAUGUCCACUCCUACAAGGCCCCCACCUUCUGUGACUACUGCGGGGAGAUGCUGUGGGGUCUCGUCCGGCAAGGACUCAAAUGUGAAGGAUGUGGGUUAAACUACCACAAGCGAUGCGCCUUUAAGAUCCCAAAUAACUGUACUGGUGUGAGGAAGAGGCGAUUGUCCAAUGUUUCUCUGCCCGGGCCCUCCCUGUCUGUGCCGAGACCGGCACCUGCAGAAAAUGCUGUGGUGGUCCUGGAUGAGCAGAGGUCCCAUCAGGAAGCAGGGAAGAGGAUCCUAUCCUGGAGUGGCAGGCCUAUCUGGAUGGAGAAGAUGGUGCUUGGGCGGGUCAAGGUGCCCCACACCUUCGCCAUUCACACCUACACUCGUCCCACCAUUUGCCAGUACUGCAAGCGUCUGCUCAAGGGACUGUUCCGCCAGGGCAUGCAGUGUAAAGAUUGCAGAUUCAACUGCCAUAAGCGAUGUGCUUCAAAGGUACCAAGAGACUGUUUGGGCGAGGUGGACUUCAAUGGAGAGCCAGCCAGCCCUGGCCCAGACUCUGACACCACCAUGGACACUAUGGAGGUGGACAGUAACGACAUGGAUGGAGGCAGAGGACUGGAUGACCCAGAAGAACCCUCCACCCCAGAUGAGAGGAUGUUUGACAUGGAUUCCCCCUUGUUGGACAGGGAGAAAGAUGAAGAGCCCAUAAAGGCAAUUAGCCCUUCCACUAGCAGCAACAUCCCUCUGAUGCGGGUGGUCCAGUCCAUCAAACACACCAAGAGGCGGAGCUCCACUGUGGUGAAGGAGGGCUGGAUGGUUCAUUAUACGAGCAGGGACAACCUGAGGAAAAGACAUUACUGGAGGCUGGACAGCAAGAGUCUGAGUCUCUUCCAGAACGACACCGGGGCAAAGUUUUACAAAGAAAUCCCACUUUCCGAGAUCCUGCAGGUGGAACAGUCCAGAGACUACAGUAACCUGGCCCAGGGCAGCAACCCACACUGCUUCGAGAUCAUCACCGCCACCAUGGUCUACUACGUAGGGGAGAACAACUGCAGUCACUACCACAGCCCGGCUCUGGCUGCCUCAGGAGUGGGCAUGGAGGUGGCUCAGGGCUGGGAGAAGGCCAUCAGACAGGCCCUGAUGCCCGUCACCCCUCAGCCCAGCUUGGCCAGUGCUGCUGGUCAGGGCAAAGAUCAUAAAGAGCUCUCCAUCAGUAUAUCUGUGUCCAACAGCCAGAUUCAGGAGAAUGUGGAUAUUGCCUCAGUUUACCAAAUAUUCUCUGAUGAGGUUCUGGGAUCAGGCCAGUUUGGCAUCGUGUAUGGAGGGAAACACAGAAAAAGUGGCAGAGAUGUGGCCAUCAAGGUUAUUGAUAAGAUGAGAUUUCCUACCAAGCAGGAGAGCCAGCUAAGGAAUGAGGUGGCUAUAUUACAGAAUCUGCAUCACCCAGGUAUCGUCAACUUGGAGUGUAUGUUUGAGACGCCAGAGCGGGUGUUUGUUGUCAUGGAGAAGCUUCAUGGCGACAUGCUGGAAAUGAUUCUGUCAAGCGAAAAAAGCAAACUGCCUGAACGGAUCACCAAGUUUUUAGUCACACAGAUUCUGGUGGCUUUGAGACAUCUGCAUUUCAAAAAUAUUGUUCACUGUGACUUGAAGCCUGAGAAUGUUCUACUGGCUUCUGCAGAACCCUUUCCUCAGGUAAAGCUGUGUGACUUUGGCUUUGCCCGCAUCAUUGGCGAGAAGUCGUUCAGGCGGUCCGUAGUGGGAACCCCGGCUUACUUAGCUCCAGAGGUGCUGCGCAGUAAAGGCUACAACCGCUCCUUAGACAUGUGGUCAGUAGGAGUUAUUGUCUACGUCAGCUUGAGUGGGACAUUUCCUUUUAAUGAAGACGAGGACAUUAAUGACCAGAUCCAGAAUGCUGCAUUUAUGUAUCCCCCAACACCCUGGAAGGACAUCUCUGCAGAGGCCACAGAUCUGAUCAACAAUCUUCUCCAAGUCAAAAUGAGGAAGAGGUACAGCGUUGAUAAGUGUCUCAGCCAUCCCUGGUUACAGGACUAUCAGACAUGGUUGGACCUCAGGGAGUUCGAGACACGGCGGGGUGAGCGCUACAUCACCCACGAGAGCGACGACGCACGCUGGGAGGAGUUUGCAGAUGAGAACAGUCUCGUUUACCCCAAACACUUCAUCAUGGCUCCCAACCUGGACGACAUGGAAGAGGACCCCUAGUGGCUCAGAGGUCCUAAUACAGCGCAUGUACUAAAAUCAAGAACUGUCACUCAAGCUUUGGGAGCCAAGGAUGUUCUAUCCCAGACUGUUUGGUGUGGAAACAGAAGAGGAAGCCAAUCAGGUGGAGAAUGACUCUCCAGGCUUUAAAUGGGGAGGAAACCAGACAGACACUGUAGCAUGAAUGUCUGCUACAAGCAGCGCACAGGUGGAGAUGUGUUCAGAGAGACAUAUCAAGAGACUGCCUGUGGAGCAGUGUUCGUCUUUUUUUUUUGCACAAUAUGAAAACAUUCCAUGGAUUUGCUGAAGUUCGGUUCAUUUCCAAGAACAAUCACAAACUAAAAUAUGCAAGUAAAACUUAAUAGACUAGUGAUUGAACACACAUUUGAGUAAUAAUAUGACUCUUCUAUAAGUGAGAAAGGGGAAUAGAGAGACAGUGAGAGAGCUUACUGCAGGAAUAAAGGGCACUUAUCACAAGGGAUUUACAGCCUGAGAAUAUAGAACAUGAGUUUUUUCUCAUUUCUGAACUGUUUGUGAGACAGUCCUUUCACAUAAAACUGGAACCAUCACAUAUAUUUGUAUGUUUUUUAAUGUAUUUUGUAAUUGUGGUAGGUCUUUGCACUAUAUUUCCGCUGAACAUAGCAAUUGAAUAGAAACACUAUUCGCUGCUACGGAGAGAAAACACUUUUUUGGUUUCCAGUGAAGGUGUUAAACUUAAAACAGUGAGUUCAGUUCCAACCAUCAGUAGUCAGAGUAUGAAAUGUGAGUGAAUGCCAACAGCGUGUAAAAUUUAUCAAACCGGACCAAAUAAAUUCGCCAAAAAAUAGAUAUAUUUCUAGGUUUUCCAUGUUUUUCUAACUGAACAUUCAAGACAAGCUACAAGACCAAACCUGUAAACGUUAAGUAAAUGCAAUAACGGAGCCAAUUUUCUCUACUCGUGAAGCUGAACCAGCAUGGACUCUAAUUCGGAGCCUCAUGCUCCUGUGUAUCUUUCUGUUUUCUUGUUGUAAUGUGACUUUCCAAGCACACCACUUUCUGGAAAAUGUCUUUUUGAUGAUCUUUAGUUCUCCAAAGUGCUGUGUUGCCAGCAGCUUUGGUUACAUUGAACAAAUUAUUUUUGUCUUGGUUUUUUUGGACCAAAUCAGCAGCCGUUUUGUCCAGACAGUGGACAAAGAAAAAACUUGGUAUGACACCAUUUUGGUUUCAUGGGAGUUUGAAGUACUUCAGUUCUGUAGUUUGCUCUGUUGGUGUAUUUUGGGAGUACAUUCCUGUGUCCUGUUGCCCUUUUUCCUGUCUUUGUUGCCGCUGGAUUGGCAGGUGUCAGUGUUUUGUAUAUUUCAGUACAUACCAACGGAAUAAAAAACCCAACUUCUUAACUAA
Messenger RNA from Notolabrus celidotus (New Zealand spotty), 4844 nucleotides. It is a transcript of the gene prkd3, whose product is annotated as protein kinase D3. The transcript has 19 exons. Gene Ontology annotation, molecular function: protein serine/threonine kinase activity; ATP binding. Gene Ontology annotation, biological process: protein phosphorylation. NCBI's taxonomy places the organism in Eukaryota, Metazoa, Chordata, Actinopteri, Labriformes, Labridae. The record is from RefSeq and is a predicted model, not a curated record. The coding region runs from base 807 to 3467 and encodes 886 amino acids.